Messenger RNA from Durotheca rogersii, 2037 nucleotides. Its product is annotated as fungal-specific transcription factor domain-containing protein. NCBI's taxonomy places the organism in Eukaryota, Fungi, Ascomycota, Sordariomycetes, Xylariales, Xylariaceae. Bases 1 to 2037 code for a protein of 678 amino acids. The record is from RefSeq and is a predicted model, not a curated record. Gene Ontology annotation, biological process: DNA-templated transcription; regulation of DNA-templated transcription. The transcript has 6 exons. Gene Ontology annotation, molecular function: DNA binding; DNA-binding transcription factor activity, RNA polymerase II-specific; zinc ion binding.
AUGUCGUCCAGCUCGUCAGGAAAGGCGCCUAGGGUGCUUGCUUGCGUCUUAUGUCAGAGUAGAAAGAUCAAAUGUGACCGCAAAACCCCUUGCUCCAACUGCAUUAAAGCCAAUUCUACAUGCACACCCAGCACACCGGCGCCUGCGCGGAAGAGGAGGCGGCCUAACCAGGAUUUGCAGCAAAGGCUUGCUCGGUGUGAAAAAUUGCUAUCAGAGUAUGCCACUGCAAAGCCCUCGGCUCCGUCCUCUACGGAGUCUCCAGGCCGGGAUCAGAAUUGGAUGCCUACAGGAAAACUCAUAGUUGAUGACGGCGGCGUUAAGUUUGUAGACAGCUUCUUAUGGGGAAGUAUUCAUGGCGAACUAGCUGCGAUGCGUGAAAUACUAGAAGAUGACGAAAACGCAGAUGACCCGUGUACUCCGGCGGACUCGCAAUCGCCGGAUCCCAAUACAGGCCUGAUCCUGUCGGAUACGUCUGAUGCUAAUCUGGAAGAUCUGCACCCUAUGCCGGCACAUGUAUUUUACCUGUGGCAUAUUUUUCUUGAAAGGGUCAACCCGUUGACUAAAGUGAUACACGUACCCACAGUCCAGCCGCUUCUCGUUGAAGCUGCCACCAGUAGAGCCAACGUACCUAAGAACAUCGAGGCGCUAUUGUUCUCCAUAUAUUCUAUGGCUGUUGUGGCAUUAGCGGAGGAAGAAUGUGUAGAACGGUUUGGUUCAACGAAAGAAGAGGCUUACAGCCGAUUUUCCAGCGGCUGUCGUGUUGCCCUCAUGCGUAUCGGCAUCCUCAAGAAUUACGACAUGGUGGUGUUGCAAGCGCUGGUGAUAUAUUUGUUGUCUCUACCGGGUCGCUACGACCGUCAUGCAGCAUGGAUUCUCAACGGCGUGACGGUGAGAAUCGCGCAGAAGAUGGGGCUUCAUAGGGACGGCGACUUUCUCGGGCUCUCGCCUUUCGAGACAGAGAUUCGGCGGCGGGUCUGGUGGCGUAUCGUAUUGCUCGAUGCCAUGUAUGCCCUGAUGUCUGGUCUAGGGCAGUCCCUCCUCCCGCGCUUGUGGGAUACGAAGGAACCCCUGAACAUUGAUGACUCCGAUCUCUACCCUUCCAUGACGACAAUUCGGCCUAAAGAUAGCCCGACGGAGAUGGUAUUCUGUUUGAUAUGCUGCGAGGUGGCCAAGACCAUGGUUGACACGCCAGAACUACACGCAGUCAUCCUACAGAAUGAGAUGGGCUCGGAGACCACGGUACCCGAGAAAAUCGAAAGAGCCAAAAACCGUGUUGACGAGUUAGACAAGGCCAUCUCAGAUAUCCUCAGCAAAUACAGCGACCUCUCGAUGGGGCCCGUCCACAUACUAGCUGCCGAGACUCAGUCGAUUAUGGUUGCUAAGCUGCGAGAACUGAUUUGCCCGAUGAGGGAACAACCAGAGUGGGGUACCGAAAUUUUCACCCCAAAGGAUCAUUUAUUCAAGCUGUCCCUCACAGCGGGGGAGCACAUUUUGAAGAUGUACCAGUUUUCCAAGACAGGAGGCGCCUUCCUAUGGUUUGUGAGGUCUCAUUUCCAAAUCGAAGUCUUCGUGUAUAUGGUGGGCCAGCUUAGCUGGCGCACGUCCGGACAGUUGGUAGAGAGGGCGUGGGCCGUUACCGAAGUCUCCUACGGGUACUAUUCGGAACUGUACGAUCUCUCGGUGAAGGGCCAUACGACAGCCGCCAUCUUGACGGUCCGUGCUUGGGAGGUUCGUGAAAACGUGCUGCGGGAGGCUACGGGAACCACUCCAGAACGGCCGGGCUACAUACUCAAGCUUCAGAGUCUGCUACCACCUGAUGAGGCCAAGCAAGCGCACGCCGACCUUCUGCCUGACUUGAAACACCUGAAUGUCGGCACGGCAGAACCCACACAAGCAAGCGUCGAUGUGAGUUGGGAUCAAAUGCUAGGGUUUAUCGAUGCAGGGUCCAUCGAGUGGGGAGACAUGUUUGGGCAAGCGCAGACGAAUUACGGAGGCUUUGGAAUGGCGUUUGGUGGCAAUGGGCUCGGGUGGAUGUAA